Menidia menidia (Atlantic silverside) is the source of this 1440-nucleotide messenger RNA. NCBI's taxonomy places the organism in Eukaryota, Metazoa, Chordata, Actinopteri, Atheriniformes, Atherinopsidae. The record is from the annotation of a GenBank genome assembly.
AUGCUCUUUGUGCUGGCCGAUGAGGCGCAUCAGAUGGGACCGACCUGCACAGCCGUGCGUCCAAAGCUAUUCGUCCCGUUGACUGAAGCCCCAGCCCUCAGGAGCCCCAGCACCGCGGACACGUCCCCGUUCGCUGACGCAGCUGACAGCUUAUCGUUCAAACGUCUUGUGUAUUUGAGCCAAUGGAGGAUGUCUCUCCGAAAUCCUCCUUACGAGCCGCCCUCGGUCUCAGAGCUGCAGGCAGUCCUGCUGGCAGGGAGACAACCAACUGGACACGUCAAUCAAGUCUGGCCUAACCUUUACAUUGGCAAUGAGGUGGCGGCUCGUGACAAGGCCACUCUUCACAGUCUGGGCAUAACUCACAUUGUGAACGCUGCUCAUGGCUCCCCCGACCCCUCUGCCGGACCCUGUUUCCACGUCAACACCGGCCCACGACGGGUGUUCGUGCACUGCCUGAUGGGCGUGAGCCGCUCUGCAACAUUAGUGCUGGCCUUCCUGAUGAUCGUAGAGGGCUUGAGGCUUCAGGAGGCAGUGGCUGCAGUCCGGCCGCACAGAGACAUCUGCCCUAACCCGGGUUUCCUGCAGCAGCUGCGCAGCCUCGACAUGAGCCUGGAAAGAGAAAGGAGGAGAAAAGUGCAGUCCAAAGCACUAGGAAAAUUCUCUGGACAAACAAUAGGCCAGUGGAACCUGUUAAUAAAGUCUGGCCACAUCUGUACAUUGGAGAUGAGUCUGUGGCGCGAGAUAAAGCCACGCUCUCCCGCUGGGUGUGACUCAUUUACUGAACGCUGGAGGUCUCCAUCGAAUCAACACAGAGGUAAGAAUCCAUAUGCAGCUGUACAGGUGGAUCCAGACAGUGACUAUAUUACCCCAGGAACCUUAGACCUGGAGCAGCUGUUUUGGACUGGGACAAUAGCUCAGUAUGCACAUGUCAAUGAGGUCUGGCCCAGUGUCUACAUUGGAGAUGAUUCUGAGUAUGUGCUGCAUGAAAACAGGAAAACAGCCCUGGAAAGACCUGGUCUGAGCGAUCUGGGUAUCACACAUGUCCUGAAUGCAGCAGAGGGGAAGUGGAAUAAUGUAUUGACUGGUGCUCACUACUACAGUGACAUGAGCAUCCAGUACUACGGCAUAGAAGCUGACGACAAACCCACCUUCAACAUCUCUCCGUACUUCUGUCCUGCAGCAGAAUUCAUCCAUGAGGCCCUCCGCCACCCACAGAACAAGGUGCUGGUACACUGUGUUAUGGGUCGGAGCAGGUCAGCAACUCUGGUCCUGGCAUACCUGAUGAUGAAGCACAGUUUAACUGUGGUGGAAGCUAUUGAGCGUGUGCGACAACAUCGUUGUAUUCUGCCUAAUCAUGGCUUCCUAAGACAACUAAGAGCCCUUGAUAUUGCAUUGCAAGAGGAAAAGCUGAGAAUAAAAAGACAGAUGCAUGACCAAUGA